AUAUAAGGAAGCUCCAAAGGGGCUUUCGGAAUUGGCUGAUGGACCUUUCUUGUGUGGUUGAUUGGAACUCGAGCCAAGAUGAAGCUGUUUGAAGUGACAGUGACCUUCUUCCUUCUCUCACAUAAUCUGUAUUUGGUCAACUCGCAGUCAAAUGUGCCUAAUGGAGCAGACAACUGGAAGACACCUGCUGUGUGCCAAACAGCUACUGUUGCUGAUAUCGUUUUUGUUGUGGACGAAUCAAGCAGCAUUGGAGAGGGAAGAUUUCAACUGAUGCGUCAGUUCCUUUACAAUCUUGUCAAAGCCUUGGAUGUUGCACGUGAAAAGGUCCGAAUUGGUUUGAUUCAGUACAGCACACUUACAAAUCCAAACAUUCAUCUGAACGAUUUUAAGAACAAAUCUGACAUCCUGAGAGAGAUCCAAAACUUACCGUACCGAGGGGGAGGAACUUACACAGGGGCAGCCAUUGAAUACAUCAAGCAGAGAUACUUUGUCCCAAGGUAUGGUAGUCGCAUAAACCAAGGUGUCCCUCAGAUCGCAGUGGUGAUAACUGAUGGCAAAUCCCAGGACGAUGUGAUAGAUCCAGCCACUGCCCUACGGCGUUCUGGCAUUACAGUGUUUGCUUUUGGAAUCAAAGAUGCCAAUGUGUCUGAGCUACAACAUAUUGGCUCAUAUCCCUCAAGAAGUUAUGUCCAAAUAAUCCAGGACUUUGACCAACUAAAGAAAGUGGAGGAACGCAUUCAGAAGAGGAUUUGCAAUGCGAUACGUAACUCGAUUUCGAAAGUUCCUGAGCAAAUUGAGCAACUUCAGCAUGGCUGUUCUGAAACUGAAGAAGCCGAUAUCUUCUUCUUAAUUGAUGGAUCAAGAAGUAUAUCGCCUGAGAACUUCCAAGAUUUGAAAAGAUUCCUGGUAGAGGUAGUGAAGCUCUUCACGAUUGGACCAAACCAGGUUCGUAUUGGUGUGGUACAGUACGCGGAUAGUCCACAAACUGAAUUGGAAAUCACUCAAUACACCAGCAAAACAAGAUUAAUGCAAGCCAUUAAGCAAAUUCCUCAAGUUGGAGGGGGCACUAGAACAGGCUAUGCAUUAAAAUACAUGAAGAAUUUCAUCAGUAGAGCAGAACAAAGCCGACAAACUAAAGUGCAGCAUUUUCUGAUCACCAUCACGGAUGGAAUGUCAACAGAUGAUGUAGCAAGACCUGCUGCAGAAUUAAGGCAACAAGAGGUGUUUGUCUAUGCCAUUGGUGUGGGAGAUGCAAACGAAAAUGAAUUACAACUCAUUGCUGGUGCUGAUGAGCGAGUUUUUUACACAAAAAGCUUUGAUACUUUGACACACAUGAAAAACAGCGUAGUCCGGGAUAUGUGUUCGAAGCAAGUCUGCAGUCAGCUUGACCGAGCCGACAUCGUCUUCCUCGUUGAUUCGUCAGGAAGCAUACAGGCCGAAGAUUUUGCUAAAAUGAAGAAAGUAAUGACUGCUUUUGUUAGUAAAAUCAACUUUGGAUUAGAUAAAGUUCAAGUUGGCUUGAUCCAAUUUAGUUCCAGGCCCAAAGCUGAGUUCCAACUGAAUGUCCACUCAGCAAAAGCUGACCUAGUCACAGCGAUCAGUAACAUGCAGCAGUUGGGAGGGGGGACUCUCACAGGUCGUGCACUGAGAUUUGCAGCGGACUAUUUUGAUGAAGCUAAAGGGGGUCGCCGUAACAUUCCACAGUACCUCAUAGUGAUAACCGAUGGAGAGGCACAGGAUGAGGUCCUUCAGCCAGCCAAAGCCCUAAGGGAUAAAGGAGUCACUGUGUUCGCCGUGGGUGUAUUCAAUGCUAACAGCACUCAGCUUCUGGAAAUUGUAGGAGAACCGGAAAAGGUCUACUAUGUUGAAGAUUUCGAAUUACUGGAAGAAACAGAAAAACAAUUGUUGUGGGAGAUUUGCAGCUCACAAAAAGAUUGCUGGAAGGCACAAAUCGCAGAUAUUGUUUUCGUAAUUGAUGGAUCAGUGAGCGUAUCGGAUGCUCAGUUUAACAGCAUGAAACAUUUCAUGGUAGGAAUGGUGAACAAUUCUAAUGUUGCUGUAGACAAGGUUAAGCUUGGAGCUGUGCUGUAUGGCACUAACCCUCAAACUGUCUUCCACCUUGAUCAAUUCACAAAUAAAGCAGACAUCAGUAAAGCAAUUUAUGAAAUGAAUCCCGUGGGUGGAACUACCUUUACAGCAAAGGCCCUUGAUUUUGCCAGUGGGCUUUUAGAUCCAUUGGAAGGUGGUCGAAAGCUGUUUGGAGUGCCACAGUUUCUUCUGGUCAUUACUGAUGGGGAGUCGACUGAUAGGGAUGAUUUAAAUUCUGUAGUGGAUGUCAUCAGAGAUAAAGGCAUUAAUAUAUACACCGUCGGUGUAGCUAAUGCAAAUCAAGCUGAACUCCUUCAGAUUUCUGGAUCUCCAGAAAACUCUUUCUAUGAACAAGAUUUUGAAGACUUGGAACGAUCAAUAAACACAGUAUCCCAGAAAUUCUGUCAUGACUCAAAGCCCGUUUGUGAUGUUCACGAAGCAGACAUUGUGUUUCUAAUUGAUGGAUCGUCGAGUAUUUCCCCAAGUGACUUCAGCCGCAUGAAAGAUUUCUUAAAAUAUGUGGUGAGGAUGUUUACUGUUGGUCAGACAAAUGUCCAGUUUGGCAUUGCCCAGUACAGCUCAAAACAAACCACUAUUUUUCACCUGAAUGAGACAAGUGUUCAAUCUGAAAUUUUUGACCUAAUUGAUAAUAUCACCCAACUCUUUGGUGGAACCAUGACAGGGGAAGCACUUGAGUUUGUGAUGCAUUUCUUUCAAACAUCAGCCGGAAGUCGAAAGCUGGAAGGGGUUCCUCAGUACCUCCUUGUUAUUACCGAUGGACUGUCCCAAGACUUUGUGGCUUCCCCAGCCAACAAUUUGAGGAAGGAAAAUAUCAAUGUUUUCGCAGUUGGUAUUGGAGAAGCAAAUGACAAUGAGCUGAUUCAAAUCAGUGGUGCACCAGAGAGAAAAAUUUAUAUUGAAAACUUUGAUGAAUUAGCCACAAUUAAAAGGAGAAUAGUUCGUCAUCUGUGCACUCCACCUGCGGAAGGUCCUGUUGCUGAUGUGGUAUUCAUGGUUGAUACUCAAGAUACUCAAAAUAUUCAAGUGCUUAAAAUGAUUCAGAACUUCAUUAUGGGAAGUAUUGCACAGCUGAAUAUUGGACUGGACAAAUACAGAAUUGGAUUUGCACAGUUUGGAAAAGAUGUGAAAACUGAAUUUUUACUGAGGCAUUCUGUCAGUAAGAAGGACGUGUUCAAUCACAUAAUGAAGAGUUACAGCUUUCGAGGUGGUCCACCAUUGGCUCUACCAGAUGCCAUUAAACACUUAAAAACAAAUUAUUUUGUUUCAUCAGCUGGAAGUAGGAAGCUUGCAAACGUUCCUCAAAUCGCUGUAAUAAUUACUGACACUUCUUCGCAAGAUGCUGUUGAAGAUCGUUCCAAAAUUUUAAUCAAGGAUGGUGUAAUGGUUAUCUCCAUUGCCGUAUCGAAAGCAGAGACGGACCUGCCACAAAUUGCAAUGAAUUAUUCAUCGGACCCAUUUUUUUCUCUGGUUUCGCCGUUUGAGCGUCUUCUGCACAAUGCACCUGUUAUAUCGCACACAAUACAAAAUAUAACGAAACAAAAGAGCAAGAUUGAAAAACCAUCAGUGUGUCUGUCAAACUUGGUCGCUGAUAUUGUUUACCUUGUGGAUGAGUCUGGAAGCAUUGGGGAAGAAAACUUUGAACUGAUGCGUAAUUUUCUGAUCCGUGUUAUCAGCACACUGGAAGUAGGUCCAGACAAGGUGCAAGUUGGUUUGAUUCAAUAUAGUGAUAUUGCAACACCACAAUUUUACCUUGACACAUAUCAAACAAAGGCCGAUAUAAUUAACCAUAUAAAAGGAACAUCUUAUAAGAGAGGAAGGACAAAUACGGGGGCUGCCAUUAAUUACAUGAUGCGCAAUUACUUUAUUGAACGUCGUGGUAGUAGGAGAAGGAAUGGAAUUCCUCAGAUUGCUGUGGUGAUUACUGAUGGUGUAUCAACUGAUGAGGUCACAGCUCCAGCCGAGGCCCUGCGACGUCAUGGUGUUAUUGUCUAUGCUUUGGGAAUCAAGAAUGUCACAGUAGAUGAACUCAAAAGCAUUGCUUCAUAUCCUCCCAAAAAGUAUGUUUCCACUAUCACAGACUUUGACCAGUUGAAGUCAGUGGAAAGUCGAAUGCAGGUGAAGAUUUGUAAUGAGAUUAUAGACGUAGUCUCAAUGAAACCACAUGAAGAUGAGCUUGUUGAGCAAGGCUGUGUUGAAACUGAAGAAGCCGAUAUAUUUUUCCUGAUUGAUGGGUCAGGUAGUAUAUAUCCUGACAACUUCAAAGAGAUUAAAACAUUUCUAUCUGAUGUAGUGAAGCUCUUCAGUAUUGGUGAAAACCAGGUUCGCAUUGGGGUUGUGCAGUUUUCAGAUCGUGUACAAUCUGAAUUUGAAAUAACUCAGUACACCAGUAAAGUGGAACUUGUGGAAGCAAUUGAAAGAAUUGGUCAAAUUGGAGGAGGCACUGAAACAGGCAGAGCAUUAACAUAUAUGACGACUUAUCUCAAUAGAGCAAGGCAAAGCCGGAAAACUGAAGUGCAGCGUUUGCUGAUCACCAUCACAGAUGGAGUGUCAGAUGAUAAUGUAACGAUUCCUGCGAUGAAAGUGAGACAAGAGGGUGUUGUUGUCUAUGCUGUUGGUGUAGGAGCUGCAGACAAAAGUGAGCUUCAGCUCAUUGCGGGAGCUGAUGAAAGAGUUUAUUAUCUACAACAUUUUGAUGCUCUGUCAGAAAUAAGAAACAGAAUUGGACAGGCUAUCUGUCUCGACAAAGCUUGCAAUCCUGACCGUCAAGCUGACAUCAUCUUCCUAAUCGAUGGAUCAAAGAGUAUAGCACAACAUGACUUCCAGAAAAUGAAGUCAUUUGUGAUAAGUUUUGUAAACAAAAGCAAUAUUGCACCUAAUAGGGUUCAACUUGGGUUAAUACAGUAUUCCACAGAAGUAAAAUUAAUGUUUCGGCUUAACACAUUCUUUUUAAAAAAUGAUCUGUACAGAGCAAUUGGUGACAUGCAAAAGAUUGCAUCAGACACUCACACUGGCAAGGCACUAAACUUUGCAGUGGACUAUUUUGAUGAAGCUGAAGGGGGUCGCCCUAAUGUUCCGCAAUACCUCAUAGUGAUAACUGAUGGAAGGGCACAGGAUGAGGUCCUUCAACCAGCCACAGCCAUAAGGAAUAAAGGCAUCAUCGUGGUCGCCGUGGGCGUAGGCAACAUUGACUACAAACAGCUUCUGGAAAUUGGGGGAUCCCAGGAUAAAGUCCACUCGAUAGAAAACUUUGAUCUGUUGAAAGACCAGGAAGAUAAAAUUUAUUGGGAGACGUGCAAUUCUCAUGAAACUUGCAGAAGGACCAAACAGGCUGACAUUUUAUUUGUAAUAGACGGAUCAGGUAGCAUUGGACAGUAUCAGUUUGAAAGCAUGAAAACUUUCAUGUUGGGCCUGGUAAAUAGGACCAAUGUUGGCCCGAACAACGUUAAAAUUGGAGCUGUGUUGUUUGGUAGUACACCCCAAACCGUAUGUGGACUGGACAAAUGGAAAACUAAAGCUGAGGUGCAAAAGCAGAUCGAGCAAUUAAACAGUGUAGGUGGAAACACUUACACUGUUGAUGCCCUUAAACAUGCAAAAACCCUUCUGAGAAAAGAAAACGGUGGACGGAGAGAAGAUGGUGUUCCUCAGUUCCUGAUUGUCAUUACUGAUGGGGCUGCAACAGUUAAGCAAGGAUUAGAUACUACAUCUGCAGCUAUCAGAGACAGCAAUGUUCAGAUCCUUGCUGUUGGUGUAGAUAAAGCCAAUACAGAAGAACUACGGACAAUUGCAGGAUCAGAUGAAAAUUGGUUUUAUGUUAACAAUUUUACUGCUUUGGAGUAUUUAUCCCAAAAGAUUUCUCGGCAGAUUUGCACAAAAACCAAACCAGAUUGUGAACUAUCUGAAUCAGAUGUUGUUUUUCUAAUUGAUGGAUCGGGAAGCAUUAACGCAGAUGACUUUUCAUCUGUGAAGAAGUUCUUGAAACAUAUCAUUGAAACUCUGAAUCUUGGCCAAACAAAUUUUCGCUUUGCAGCAGCUCAGUUCAGCGAAGACUCACAGCCCGAAUUUUACCUGAAUGAGACUAGGGACCAAAAUACUCUCUUUCAAAAAAUUGACAAGAUCAGACAAAUACAAGGUGGCACCCAAAUAGGAAAGGCACUUAGGAAUGUGAUGACAUUCUUUGAACCAUCAGCAGGAAGCCGAAAGCCCAAGGGGAUUUCUCAGAACCUCUUGGUGAUCACAGAUGGGAAAUCCGAUGACGAAGUGGCUGAGCCGGCCAAUGACUUGAGGAAGAAAAACAUCAAUGUACUUGCCAUCGGUGUUGGAGAAGCAGAUGAAAAUGAGUUGGUUCAAAUUGCUGGAGCUCCAAGGGAAAAAUUCUAUCUGUCAUCAUUCAAUAACCUUGAUCAAAUUAAACAAAGAGUAGCUCGUGAGCUUUGCACCGAAUCUCCACAGGCCUGUACCAUAGAUAUAGCUGUGGGAUUUGACGCCUCAAAUCAGAGACAGUUUGAAAACAUACUUGCUGGUCAAAAUACACUGCAGGUAAAGCUGAAUGAAAUCUUCAAAAAAAUGACCUCUCUGAGCGCAGUCAGCUGUGAGUCAGCAUCCCAUUUGGAAAUAAGAGUUGGGUUAUAUAUCAAAGACAAGAAUGGGCAGGCUGUCCAUGAGACCCGAUUUGAUGAAAACAUUUCAAAACUGGCAGAUCACCUGAAAGAUGUCAAGACAAGCAGUCAAGUUGUUUUAAAUGCAAAAACUUUAGAAUCGUUUUUGAGGAAGUUCAAUGAAUCAACUUCAAAAAUCAAGAUGAUUUUAUUCUUCACGGAUGGAUUAGAUGACUCUUUACAUGAACUGAAGCGAACGUCACAAAUGCUCAGAGAAAAUGGAGUCCAUGCACUCAUCACGGUGGCUCUGGAAGGUGCUGUAAAUGUUAAUGAGAUACCUGAUAUUGAGUUUGGAACUGGAUUUACAUACAAAACUCAUCUGUCAAUGCAAAUUGACAAUAUGGAAAGUGCUUUGCUGGAAAAGAUAAGAGCAGUUGCCGAAAAGCAGUGUUGUAAGAUACAUUGCAUUUGCGUCGGAGAAACAGGAGUGUGUGGCAAAACAGGAGAACGAGGGACAAAGGGAGCUCCUGGCCAGCGUGGACCUCAUGGUUUUCCAGGACUAGAUGGGGAAACGGGUCCAAGAGGCUCACCAGGUGUCACUGGCCCUCAAGGGUUUGCAGGAUGCCAAGGUAGCAGAGGCAGCAAGGGAGCUCGAGGUUAUCGAGGAGCAAAGGGUAGCGAAGGGACCUGUGGUAUUGAUGGAAUCCAAGGAGAGCAGGGAGAAAUUGGACAGCCUGGACAAGUCGGGGGACGAGGGAAGCCAGGAUAUCUGGGUAAGAAAGGCUUGAAGGGAGACAUGGGAGAGCGUGGUGAACUUGGAAUUCGUGGAGACCCUGGCAGUCCUGGUAUCAAUAUGAACACACCAGGUGAAAAAGGCAACAAAGGAAACCCAGGACAACAGGGUGAGAUGGGAAAGCCUGGCGAUGGAGGAUUUGCUGGUGCAACAGGCAAACGUGGCCCAGAAGGUCUAAGAGGAAUGCCAGGCACAAAGGGACAAAGUGGGAAUGCUGGGAAGCCAGGUCGCAAAGGAGAUCCAGGAAUCCGAGGACCACAGGGAGAACAUGGGCAGCCUGGAUCUAAAGGUCAAAAAGGCGGGACUGGAAACAGAGGUCAACAGGGUCCAAAUGGAAUUUCUGGUCCUGAUGGAAUAGAGGGAAGUCCUGGAGGAAAAGGACAUUCUGGUCAACAUGGAAGCCCAGGAAUCAAAGGCAUCAGGGGACAAGCAGGACCUCGGGGGACACCGGGCACAGAUGGCGCAAGUAGAUUUGGUUCUCCAGGAAUAAAAGGAAGAAAGGGACGGCCAGGAGUCAUCGGAAACCGUGGACCUCCGGGAGAAGUUGGGAGACCUGGUCGACCGAGCGAAAAAGGAUCCAAAGGAGCUAGAGGGUCAAGGGGUAGUGCUGGAUCUCCUGGUCAGCCUGGGAUUCCAGGUGAUGAUGGACCUCCUGGACGUCCUGGCCAGAAAGGACCAGAUGGCAUUACUUCUAUGAAGCCAUGUGAAUUAAUAUCGUAUGUUCGAAAGAAUUGUGCUUGUUGUUCACAAAGAAGUGGAGAAUGCCCUGUGUACCCCACAGAGUUGGCAUUUGCUCUGCAUAUGACUGAAGAUGUUACACGAGCUAUUUUUGAAAGGAUGAAGAACAUUAUAAAGAGUCUUCUCAAGGAAAUCAACAUCGCUAAAAGUAACUGUCCCACAGGGGCUCAAAUAGCAGUUCUCACCUGUAAUAAUGCAGCAAAGACUUUCAUUCGAUUUUCAGACUUUAGGAAAAAACAGUUACUGCUGAAAGAAAUAGAGGCACUGACAUUUGAGCAAUCACAAAAUGGACGGAAUAUCGGUGAUGUUAUGCAGUUUGUUGCCAGAAAUACUUUUAAACGAGUUCGUAAUGGUGUCCUUGUGAAGAAAAUAGCUGUCUUCAUUACGAAUGGUGGAUCCCAAGACAUCAAGGCCUUAGUUGAAGCUGACAAUCAGCUCAUUGCUGCAGGCAUUUCUCCCAUCAUCAUUUCCUUCAAGGACAUCCGAGACGCAGAACAGGUUUUCACAGAUGCAGUGUUUGUAUUGCCAAGACAGGUGGCAGGAUCUCAAGAACAGUUACAGCGCAUUCACUUAUGCAUGUUGUGCUUUGAUAUGUGUGAGCCGUCUACUGGAUGUCCAAAACCCAGAACCCCCUUUAUUUAUCCAGUGAACAUCGAAGUAGCGUUCGUUGUUCAUGACCUACACCAAAUGGACACUGGAAACUCUGAAAACGUUCAGCAUUUCAUAAACUCAAUUAUUAAUGAGUUUUUAAAUUCCACGGACCCAAAAGACCCUGAAGUUCGCCCCAGCCUGGCUGUGGUACAGUAUGCACCAAAUCAGGCCCUACAUUACAGGAAAGACCCAUUUAAAGAAGAGUUUGGAGUUUUGGAUUACAUUGCAAGAACACUAAAGAAGAGACACACCCACGACUCAUUCGACCAGGUGAACUCCAGUAGCAUUGGCAGUGUUAUUGACUGGAGUGUGAAAAACCUCUUCUCAAACCAGCAAAAGUACAAGAUUAUCUUUACAAUAUUUUCAGAGGAAACAAACAUGGAUGAGAAAAAAUUGCUGGAAAUAUCUCAAGAAGCCAAAUGUAAAGGCUUUGCAGUAAUUGCCCUGGCCCUUGGGAAGAUAACUAAUAUUACACUCCUGGAGAAAUUUGUCAGUUUUCCUUCUGAUCAUCAUCUCAUUCAUCUGGAUAGAGCCGAGAAGGAUGAAAUAGAAUAUGCACUAAAAUAUACAGUGGCUUUUCUGAAAAAUCUUGCAAUGAAAAUCAACGAUUAUCCACCUGCAGCUCUACAGAAGGAUUGUGAAAGAAGAAAAUCUCACGGAACAGGAAAAACCAGUACCUCAGCAAAGUUAGAGCCAGUACAAGAUGAAAUGCAAGAAGUGAGAGACGAAGAAGCAAAGGCCAAUAUUAAUGAUGUAUGUGCACUGAAGUUUGAAGAAGGAAACUGUUACUACUACAGAUUAAAAUGGUACUUUGAUGCAACAUUGCAACUCUGCAGAGUGUUCUGGUAUGGUGGCUGUAAGGGAAAUCAGAACAGAUUUGACACGCAAGAAGAUUGUAAAGCCUAUUGCCUAACGUCCACUUUCUAAAUGUUAUGUGCAUGGCCUAAGUUAUUUUUUAAUGUGCACCUUUGGGAGGUUAAACAACAAAUGAAAUGUUGCAUCGGAAUAUGCAAAAUUGAAAAAUACUAUUGUGAACAGAAAUGCUACCAAUUCAGACCAAGCAAUAAUAAUCCUCCCCAAUUCUGAACAUAAUAUAUACUAAACAAUGCACUCAAUAUCAAGCAGUGUUUCUUUCUACAUUGAUCCUCAACUGCUGUGUUCCAGUCGGACAGUUCAGAAUUUGUUUUCGACAAGCAUUUUUGUGAAUUGAUCAACAAGGAACUUCAGUGUGGGAGAGAUAUGAGACGAUGUGAGAUUUAGCUAUAUUCAUCGUUGACCUCUCCAAAGUUCACAGGGUUUGGAAAAAUACAUGUACAGUUGCUGGAAAGAUGUUUACAUUUCUGAGUUUAUGACAGGUAAGGUAAUCAUUAAAGACCUUGUUUUCAGUUCAGACAAAUCUAGGUCAGAAAUAUAAAUUGUUCAGUUCAGAUCAGAUGAUGUCAGGUCUGAAUUUAGUAGCAAGAUUAGUUUCUGUCCUAAAAGGAAUUCAGGGACCCAGUUAUCUCACCGGAAGGAUUUAGUUGUGAAACUACCAAAGCAGGAGUGUUUGGUUAGUAAUCUGCAGGUUAUCAGAACUAAAUAAGUUUAAGUUGACAGUUUUGGGAAUAGACCAUGCCAGCAGAAUCGGGAAGAAUGCAUCAAAUUGUCUGCACAGUUCAUAGGGCAAGAAAACUGUAAGGACACAGUUAAGUAGAACCCUAAAGUGUUGAGUUGGGAGGAUAAAGUCUUCAUAACAAAUAGUAUCAGAAAAAAA
Messenger RNA from Stegostoma tigrinum, 10639 nucleotides. RefSeq names its product collagen alpha-6(VI) chain-like. The transcript is spliced from 44 exons. The coding region runs from base 79 to 9813 and encodes 3244 amino acids. Gene Ontology annotation, molecular function: serine-type endopeptidase inhibitor activity; extracellular matrix structural constituent conferring tensile strength. The record is from RefSeq and is a predicted model, not a curated record. NCBI's taxonomy places the organism in Eukaryota, Metazoa, Chordata, Chondrichthyes, Orectolobiformes, Stegostomatidae. Gene Ontology annotation, biological process: extracellular matrix organization.